Cheilinus undulatus (humphead wrasse) is the source of this 6547-nucleotide messenger RNA. It is a transcript of the gene usp1, whose product is annotated as ubiquitin specific peptidase 1. The transcript is spliced from 9 exons. Gene Ontology annotation, cellular component: cytosol; nucleus. The coding region runs from base 221 to 2674 and encodes 817 amino acids. Gene Ontology annotation, molecular function: cysteine-type deubiquitinase activity; cysteine-type endopeptidase activity. Lineage: Eukaryota; Metazoa; Chordata; Actinopteri; Labriformes; Labridae. Gene Ontology annotation, biological process: protein deubiquitination. The record is from RefSeq and is a predicted model, not a curated record.
UUUGUUACUGUUGUCUCGAAAGUGCUCAGUAAAACAAGUUCGAAUGUCAGUAUUUACCUUAACUAGCUUACUACAAACGUUAUAAUAUCACAGCUGCUGGUUUUAUCGGUCGUACUUCGUCUCAACGGGUGAUGGAGACAAUGAAAAGAGAGUGACUAUGAGGGGCGCUGUUGCAUCUUAGCAGAAAGAAACAUCCCCCCUCAGGGUACCAAAUAAGAAGAUGCCAGGCCUUCAGGGUGAAAAUGUCGUGGCGGCGCUCGGCAGCCCCAUCAGGAAGAAUAAACUGUCUCUGAAAUUUCUCCAGAAGAAAGAUCCUAAACGGGCUCUGGAUUUCUCUGAACCCCAAGCAGAAGAGCCCAAAACGGCAGAAGCAGAGGAGCCCGAGGCCAGCAGCUGUGAUCAGGUGGUCCCUGGUCCUCCUGCAUGCCCAGGUUCCCCUGGCCUCCUCCUACCCUGUGAGAAGAGAGAGACCCUGGUGCCGUUUGUUGGGCUCAACAACCUGGGAAACACCUGCUAUUUAAACAGCGUCUUACAGGUGCUGUACUAUUGCCCAGGUCUCAGGGAAGGAAUAAAGAAACUGUACAACCUGUCCAAAAGAAAAGACAAAAUAAAAGAAGAAACAGCUCAAAAGGAAGAACAGUCAGAAGUUGCAGUUGAAGAUUUGCCGGCUCAAAUUGAGCUCCUUGGGAGCUUCAAUAGUUUGAUAACAUCAGUGGAGCAGCUGCAGUCGAGCUUCCUGCUGAACCCUGAGAGCUUCAAUGAGGGAGAACUUGCUACACCACCUCGUAAAAUACUCCACACACUCAGGCAGCUGAAUCCUAUGUAUGAGGGCUACCUUCAGCAUGAUGCCCAAGAGGUGCUGCAGUGCAUCUUGGGGUACAUUCAUGAAGCUUGUGACACUAUUAGGAAGGAGCAGGAGCCAGAGAGUGAGGUUGAAGAUGUGACUGAAGUUAAAUGUGACAGCUCUGAAAAAGAAUCCAAAACUCCGCUAGAAGAGGACGGCCAAGUCAGCGGAAAGAGGAAGAGCGACACUGAAGUGGGAAACGCCAAAAAGAAACCCAAAUCUGUCAAGUCAAAGAAAUCUGAUGCUGAGGAAGAAGGUGUCAAUAGGAACGCACCCCUCAGGCGCUCAAAAAGGAAGUCCUCCAGUGACAUCACGCUCGACAGCAACCAAGAGAAAGACAAGGGGGUGGAGGGAGAGGAUGAAGGGGGGAAGAAAUCAAACAAGGAGGAGGAUGGAGGGAGUGACGAUGAGGGGAAAGGUGGGAAGAACUCUAAAGAGACAGAGGGGAAACGAAAGAAGAAGGCCAAGCUGAGCUGGCUGAAGCCUUCUGGGAAACAGCCAAGUAUUUUCUCCAAGUUUCGCAGCGUGGGGAAGAUCACCUCGAUGACCAUGAAGAGCCAAACCAAAACAGAGCAGGAGAAUGGGACCAUGGAUGACCAGAGUCAGAACAGGAAGAGCAGUGAGGAGAAAUCAGUGGUCAACAUGGAUGAAGACAAGAAAGCAGUAAAAUGUGAAGAUGGUCUUGACCUGAUGGAGCGCUUGUUCCAGGGUCAGCUGGUCCUCAGGACUCGCUGUCUGGAGUGUGAGAGCUUCACGGAGAGGAGAGAAGACUUCCAGGACAUCAGUGUCCCCGUGCUAGAUGACCAGCCCAGCAGUCCAGAAGACCUCUCUGAAGUCUCUCCUGAUCCUAAACCAGAGAUGAAGACUCUGAAAUGGGCCAUCGGUCAGUUUGCUUCAGUGGAGCGCAUCGUUGGAGAGGACAAAUACUUCUGCGAGACAUGCCAUCAUUACACAGAGGCAGAGAGAAGUCUGCUGUUUGAUAAAACUCCUGAAGUGAUCACCAUUCACCUGAAGCGCUUCUCUGCCAACAGCCUAGAAUUGGACCCAUAUGCUGGUCUGUGCAAGGUGAACACCCCCCUGCAGACCCCUCUGACUCUUUCCUUGGAUGAGUGGUGCACAAGACCAUCAUCCAAGAAGGGUCAACACUACCAGCUGUUUGCUAUGGUCAUGCACAGCGGUGUCACCAUCAGCAGCGGACAUUACACUGCAUUCGUCCGCAUGUCUGAUCUGAAAGAUGUUAAGUUGUGGCUGCAGGACAACAAAGAAACAAAGGAGAAGGAGGAAGAGGUGGGGAGUAAAGAGGGAACACGGGUGAAUGAAGAAGUACAGGACUAUGACGAUGGAGAGGUUUCAUUCAGCCUAAACUCAAGGGGACAAAGAGGUGCUAGUUUGGCUAACAGCAAAAUGGGAGGCAAGAAGCUGUCAGAGGGUGGGGUUGGUCUCUUGGGGGGACAGAGAAGUUUAUCUGGUUAUGAUCUUGGGGCCAGCAGCAAACAAACAGAGAAAGCAGCAACAACAGAGGGAUCCAAACGAAGGAAAACCAUCAACAACAUGAGCCAGAACACUGAAGCAGGACUUAAAAAGGAGUCUGAUAGCAUUGAAGGAGAAGAAGAAAUGACGACAACCUCCUGUAGCGGAACACAGACCAGCCAGCAGCAGGCUCUGAACAACCUCCUUGAAUACGAGGGGAAGUGGAUGCUGUUUGAUGACUCUGAAGUGCGUUUGUUUGACGAGGAGGACUUCCUGCGAGCGUGUUCUCCUGAGACGUGCUCCUCAUCGACUCCUUACCUGCUGUUCUACAGGAGGAUGCCUGAACCUGUGAACACAUGAACUGCUGCUGACUCAGACAGGAUGUUCGCACAGUUGGCGUUUGGCAGCUGAGCGCCCACUCAGAGGACAAAUGUAUUUUGCAAUACUACUAAAGGUGCCAAAAAGACUUAAGCUGCCUGUCAGCACCUGUAGAUACUGCCUCAUGAACUGAACACAUACUUCAGGACUCACCUCAGAGACGUCCAUGAGCCAGUUUUGGUUCUGAGUCCUUUUUGAGAAACAGGGAUCUCAUUUCCUUCAGACCAGGAAUGACUUGUUCUGUUACUCUUGCCUCUACAGACUCAGAACAGUGACCCAUCUUUUUGUUGUCUGUACUUUCAUGUCCUGGUCACAAGCUUGGGUUCUUUCUCUGUCAUUGUGUAUCAUACCCAGUUAGUCACGUUUGCCCAGUUAGUCAAUUUGUAUGGACCCAUUUUUACAAAUUGGAGAAGCACUUUGAACUAAAAUUUAGGUUAAAAUUCAAAACAUUGAGGAAUGUCUAUUUGGGGGCCAACAAUUUUCCCUUUAAGGCUUACUAUGCAACAGACCAGUGCUCCUAAUCCUCUGAAAAUGAAAGAUCAAGUAUAUCUGUUUGUCUUUUUAAGGCAGUAGAAAGUCUUUUGGUCCCUUUAGUUGGUGGGAUGUCUCGCUGUCCCAAUGUGGUGUCAGAGCUAAUGAUUAGAGAGGGAGGGAAGCUGAAGGAAACACUACUGUCCACGUGAACACAAUGCUAAUAUCAACAAACCCAGAGAGAGUUUGGUGUCACACUUCUUUAAAAGUCAGAGCUCCACAAUAUUUUUUUUACGAAGGAUACAUUGCUAAUUUCUGUAAUAACAUUCAGAAGUUUUGAUGUUUUUCCUCAUUUUACUUUUGUCAUACAUUUAUUUGUCCUUCCUCAGUGUCGCAUAUUAAGCCUUUAAGCGGUCAAUUCAAAUUUACAAAAGUCAACCAAAGAGCCGGAUGAUGUCUUGAUUUUUCUUUCCAUUUGCAAAGAAACACAGAAUGUGCUCUGUGAGGUUAAAUUGCUGUAUUUUUAAGGUAAUUUCCCCCCUCGUACUUACUUCUUCUCAUUUCUUUGCAGUCUGUUUUUACAUGCAGACAAAGCCCACAUUCAAUUCUAGACAAACCUUUAGUUUUGGACACACUGAUAGUUUUACAAAAACACACUGAAAUGUAAAGUACAGAAUAUGUACCAAGUUUAUAUAUAUUAUGUUGGUACUGUUUUUAAAUAAAACGUUUUAGCAGUUUUCUCCUCAGCCUGUGUGUUGCAGACACUUUUCAUAGUGUAAAAUCAGUAAAGAUAAAAAACUUGAACCCUUUAAAAACAUCUGUAAGCUGUCAUGUUUUUAAAACCCUUCAAGCAAAGUCUUAAAAACUGCCUCAUCUGUUAUAUCUAGGGAUGCACAAUAUUAUCGGCAUGAUAUCUGUAUCAGCAGAUAUUAGCUUAAAAAUAAUAGAUCAGCUAUAACAAUUUCUGACAAUUAUUUACAACUGAUACUUAGGCUAUAAAAAUCUGCCUACAUCAGAUGUAAAUAUUGGCCUUAUGAUUAAAAAAAAAAUGUAGUUUCAGGCUGAACCAGCAGACCUACAUCAGCAUAAAUCUUUUUUUUUUGUUCCUCAUUCUUCUUUACACUUUAAAGUAUGUUUUAAGGACUGCAAUUUUAGGUCUGAACUAUAUUUAAAUAUUGGUAUUGGCAUUUAAGAUGUUAGCGAAAUUCCAACAUCGUGCAUCCCUAAUAUCUAAUUUAGUUUCUAAGAUACAGUUAUAUUAGUGCUACUUAAUUGUUGCUUUUAAAAUUUCAUGUGCAAAUGUAUGUUAUUCACAUGGUUUUUUAUGAAUCUCAGAAAAAAAUGGUUGAAAGAUGAGUGUUUAAGCAUACAGCAGAUUCUCGUUCAGAGCCACCAUUAUGACUUAGUUAGCGUCACUUCUAUUUUCCAAAUUUAUCAUCAGGAACAAAACAUUUUAGUACCUUGCUUACAGCUAAUUAAACUAGCACAAAUAAUGGAGAAAGUAUAAGCAUCAAGAGUGCACACUGAUGGACUUAACAGGCUUGAAAUUAGGCAAGUCUAUGACAUUAAGCCACGUCUGGUAUAAUGGAGAAAGAUGUGAGCCAUUUGGCUGCAACCUCCAGUCUCCUGUGUUGGCAUUUUCUAAUAAGAAAGUGUCAACAUGUAAGUUCGGCUGCGCUACUUCAAAUAUCAGGUCUGUUCAAGUUCUGGUCAUUUUUGUUGAGUAACUAAAAGAGGAAAAUGCCAACAACUGAAUUACAUGGCUUUCUUGAAGCAGUGGUUUGUAACUGCUCAGAACUCAGCAUCAACUCGACAACAGCAAAUUUUGACCCAAAUGUUUGUUUUUUUUUGUUUUGUUUUUGGACCAAUCAGAUUUAAUUAUUGUAAAGUAGUACAGUUAAGACCUUGGACAAUACAAGAUGAAAUAAAACAACAGGACAAAAAAAACAUGUUUUAAACGUUUCAUGGAUAUUUUGGAGUUAAUUUUUUUCCAGGCACACAUGAGAAACCCACUGAAAAGGGCUUUGCAACCCGCUUAAGGGUCCUGAGAACCGCUGUUUAAAAGAACUGCCCAGGGAGAAAUGAUGAAAGAUGGAAACUGAGUCAGAAUCACUGGUGUUUUACUGUUCUUUCAAACCUGUCUCUAUCAUCACUCAACACUGCAUUUUCAUUCAUAAGGAUUGCAUUGGUUUUGUGCUUAUUCACUGUUCAUUCUAACUAAAAAUGCAUAGCUUUUACAUGUGAAAAAUACAGCCUUAACAAUAUGACCACCUAUGCAUUCAUAUGCUCCAUAAUACAACAGAAGUGCCACAAAUUCUGUUUUAUGAAGCUUCUACAAUUUCUAGUUUUUGUUAGCAGGGUCAAGAAGAUGGUUAGGUCUACUUCAUGUUUAUUACUGAAGUUAUUGUAGGUAGUGGUGUGGGUAGUGGUCAAGUCAGUUUUUCCAUUGGCAAGACACCUAGCCCUAUUUGCUCCUACUUCUGCAUCAGUGGUGUGUGAAUGUGUAUAAAUAAUAAAUAUGAAGUAGAAUUACCACCUUUCUGAUCAUGUCAACAAAAACUGAAAAUGUAGACAUUUUGUAAAGAAGAAGAAUUUGGCUCCCAGUUUCUCACACAGGUGUGCCACACAGGUAUAUUUCCCUUGUGUUUUUUCUUGUGUUUCAAAAAAUCUAUAUAUAAUCCUUGUGCUCAAGAGAGGUGUCCAUUUAUACAUAAAUGCACUGUUUGAGGAGUGAUGUGUCAAAAAUUCAGUUUCUUACUUCAUUUUAACAUUGUUUUUUCUGCUGCUACGUUCUGCUAAUACCCUGUACUCCUGCACUCUAGGAUGAUGGUUACAAAACCCCAUCCCAUCAGCAAAAGCCUCCAUACAUGCAGCUCAAUGGUUAUGAUUACAGAAUAUUGAGUGAUGAUAUUUGAGCAUCUUUAUAUGGUAUACUGUUAAUGAAUAUAUUCAAAAGAGAAAAGAAACAGAAAAUAAACCAACAAAAUGAAGGAGGGAUGAUCCCUAUUGCUAUUGCCCAAGUAUAAUCACAUUUUGUGAGAAACACUGGAGCAAGCUGUUGUAUUGGAUUGCAUUAGGAAGUCAUAAUGUUAUGGCUGAUGGGUGUUAGAAUCUGCUGUGUCGUUAGAAAUGUUCAUUGAAAGUGACAAUGCUGCCUCAGGUUCUAAUGCUAAAUGCUAAGUCCAAUAACAUUCAGGAAUUAGAUCUUUUAUUGAGUGAUUAAACUUAAAUUGUACCAGUCACAGUCAAUGUUUCCAUAUUACAGCUGGAAAGGUUUUCCAAGCUUUGUUUUACUUUUAGUGCAUUUAAACUGUUCUGCAUUCCAUCUGUAUUCAAAAAAAUGUUGGCGGUUUCAUAUUUUAAGCAAUAAAGUUUUUACCUUGC